Molecule: messenger RNA, 1833 nt
Organism: Anopheles gambiae (African malaria mosquito)
Lineage: Eukaryota; Metazoa; Arthropoda; Insecta; Diptera; Culicidae
Gene: Arp6
Product: actin-related protein 6
Exons: 4
Coding region: 333-1556 (407 amino acids)
Cellular component (GO): Swr1 complex
Molecular function (GO): nucleosome binding
Source: RefSeq, a predicted model, not a curated record
AUCGCGGCAGUGUUGCCAGUUUGUGUAGGAUCAAAACGUGGAGAAGAUACGCAUAAUUUUAUUAUUUUUAUACUAAAUUGUUAUUAUACUGCCCUCUAAUACUUUUGCUAUUUCAUUUAAAUGAUUCUCUAGCUGUUUUAAAGCCUUUCAAAAGCAUUUCCAAUGAUAUAUAAAGAACAAUAAUCGCCGUUCCUACACUCCUUACAGCUUCGUCCAUUUUGUUCGGCACUGUAACUCAACAACAACAAACCGAUGCCGGUCGUCCUGGCUUGAGGAACGCAGAGUGAAUCGAAAACGGAAGCAAUAAGCUUCCCAAAAACCUUUCCCUCAUCAUGGGCGACAAUAACGCGUUCGUGCUGGAUAAUGGUGCAUUCUACGCCAAGCUUGGUUUAUCCGAUGACCCCGAACCGAAAACCAUCCUGAACUGCAUCACAAAAGCCAAAUCCGAACGGAGGCGACCGUUCAUCGGCAACCAGAUCGAAGAGUGCCGCGACGCGUCAGGCCUGUUCUAUAUCCUUUGCUUUCAGCGCGGCUACCUGGUGAACUGGGAUGUGCAGAAAACGGUCUGGGACUACCUUUUCAGCCCGGACUGCUGUCCGGUGCAGUUUGCCGACACGCCGCUCCUCAUCACCGAGCCGCUGUUCAACUUCGGCUCGAUCCAGGAAGCGAUGCUGGAGAUCCUGUACGAAGAGUACGACUGCGAUGCGGUAUGCAAAUCGACGGCCAUCGAUUUGGCGGCGUUCAACUACACGCACAGCGAGCAAACGGAACAGCCGGAGGGCAAACGGCCACUCGCCUGCGUGGUGGUGGAGAUGGGCUUCAGCUUCACGCACGUGGUGCCGUUCGUGAAGGGCUGCAAGGUGCGGGAAGCGAUUCGGCGCAUCGACGUCGGCGGGAAGGUGCUGACGAACCAUCUGAAGGAAAUCAUCUCCUACCGGCAGCUGAACGUGAUGGACGAAUCGUACGUGAUCAAUCAGGUGAAGGAGGACAGCUGCUUUGUGUCGCAGAACUUCAACGAGGACAUGCGGAUAGCGCGCAAACGCAUCCCGGACAAUACGAUCCUGCGGGAGUACGUGCUGCCGGACUACACGCAGAUACGGCGCGGAUUUUUACGCAAACCGAACGAAUCGGGUGGGGCGGGCGAUGGUGGAGAGGAGCUACAGACGGUGCGGCUCGGUAACGAGCGGUUCGUUAUACCGGAGAUACUGUUCCACCCGUCGGACGUCGGGAUACAGCAGAUGGGUGUACCGGAAGCGAUCGUGGAUGCGAUUAAUCUGUGCCCGGAGGAGACACGGCCGCAUCUGUUCGCGAACAUUGUCGUGUGUGGUGGAUGUGCCCUGUUUCCCGGCAUGCAGUCGCGCGUGGAACGGGACGUCCGGGCGCUGGCACCGGAUGAGUACGACGUUAAUGUGACGGUUCCGGAAAAUCCAAUCACGUACGCCUGGCAUGGUGGUAAGAAGUAUUCCCAGUCGCUCAGCUUCAUGAAAUCGUGCAUGAGCCGCAACGAGUACGAAGAGUACGGCACUCGGCAUCUGGUGGAGAAGUACGAGAGCUAGCAGCGGCGUAGAAAGGCGAAAUGCCGCAGGCAGGACGAUAUUUCAGGAUAACAUCCAGCGCGCAUUUCCCGCCCUACCGCAUCGAUGUUCGCAUGGGCGACUAUGAUCAACUUCAACAUUAUUCCAACAUCGACGGGAUGUUACACACACGAGAUGAGGGAUGAGUAGCAGUAAUACGGAUGUGUGUUACUCUAUACAGGAAGAUGUGGAGCCUGUAUCAGGAUUGGUCACGUUUUUCGUCACAAACUAAAAUACACACUUUCAAUUUUCUACUAAA